AUGGCCCAAGUCUACCCAAUUAAGAAAGGGAGCCAGGAAUUGUGGAUAAAAAAUAAGAAAAGAGAAGUGUUUAGCCGUACCAAGCAGGCACUUCUGCCGCCGACUCCCGCCAGGUUGGUUGGCUACCUGUCCAUUCGGGGGUGGGUAUAUAGGGUGCCCAAGGACUCCGGUCUAAGGGCGGCCUUCUUCGUUUCCCGAGUCAAAGACUGGAAUUCCUGGAUGGAGAAUCUGCCUCAAUACAACGUGAGCUACUAUGCCCAAUGGGGACUUCCCCUGCUCUAUCAAAGAGGUUUUCCACUAGCACACGACCAACUAUCUUUUCAGACUGUAUCGCCGUUUAUCUUCCUCCGGCCACGAAAGGGAUUUUUGCUUUUGGUGAAAAGAGUAUUCCUUGGAAGCAGUAUCGUAACUGCUCUAUUGCGACGACAGAGAAGAGAGGUAUUUUGGUGUCCCCACGACUUAUAUACGUUACGAAUUAAGUAG
Molecule: messenger RNA, 483 nt
Organism: Zea mays
Lineage: Eukaryota; Viridiplantae; Streptophyta; Magnoliopsida; Poales; Poaceae
Source: the annotation of a RefSeq genome assembly